Harpegnathos saltator (Jerdon's jumping ant) is the source of this 1065-nucleotide messenger RNA. It is a transcript of the gene Ubc4, whose product is annotated as ubiquitin conjugating enzyme 4. NCBI's taxonomy places the organism in Eukaryota, Metazoa, Arthropoda, Insecta, Hymenoptera, Formicidae. The record is from RefSeq and is a predicted model, not a curated record. The transcript has 5 exons. Gene Ontology annotation, molecular function: protein binding. Bases 211 to 813 code for a protein of 200 amino acids.
UUACGAGAGCGCGAGUCUCUGGACACGGCCACGGCUGGUUAGGGACGACCGCACUGUACGGCAGCGCAGGGUGACGGGCGAAAAUCACGUAGGGUGCAUCGUCGCGUGUAAAAACGUUCACGGCGAUUGACGCACGACGUGCCUACCGUUCAUUCAUCCGUGCGACAAUGACAGCGUGCUGCUAACCAUUCUGACGAUUCCGGCGGAGCUAUGGCGAACAUCGCGGCGCAGCGAAUCAAACGGGAAUUCAAAGAGGUUAUAAAGAGCGAGGAGGUAGCAAAAUGUGCGAUUAAAGUUGAAUUGGUCAAUGAUAGUCUUACCGAAUUAAAAGGUGAAAUUGCUGGUCCACCAGACACACCAUAUGAGGGAGGUAAUUUUGUACUCGAGAUUAAAGUACCCGAGACAUAUCCUUUUAAUCCUCCAAAAGUACGUUUUAUAACAAAAAUAUGGCAUCCUAAUAUAUCCUCUGUUACUGGUGCCAUUUGUUUGGAUAUUUUAAAAGAUCAGUGGGCUGCUGCAAUGACUUUACGUACAGUAUUGCUGUCGCUACAAGCAUUGUUAUCUGCAGCAGAGCCAGAUGAUCCUCAAGAUGCAGUAGUUGCUAAACAGUAUAAAGAACAUCCAGAAAUGUUUCGUCAAACUGCCACACAUUGGACAUUUGUAUAUGCAGGUGGACCAGCAAAAAUACCUGAUUUAGAUGACAAAAUAAGACGAUUAACAGAUAUGGGAAUUGAAGAGCACAGUGCGAGAGUUGCUCUGUCUUCGUAUAAUUGGGAUUUGGAACGCGCCACCGAGCACUGCCUCUUCAGUUAGUGAUAACUGUAUAGCUAAUCUCUCACACAUUCAAGCACCAUUCAUUUUGUCAUGAAGAAUUUUCUUGUAACAUCAUAUUUGGAUAUUGAUAUCAUAGUAAUUUUACAAUUGGAAUUCAGCACUUAUAACGACAAUAUCUCAAUGAUGAAAAGACACUACCACAAAAAUUAUUCAAUAUCCACUAAUAGUCAUUUAUUUAAUUUGUAACAUAGGCAUGAAGAAGAAAUAGUUAAUAAAAAAAAACAGCGAAUA